Ricinus communis (castor bean) is the source of this 1167-nucleotide messenger RNA. RefSeq lists its product as uncharacterized. Lineage: Eukaryota; Viridiplantae; Streptophyta; Magnoliopsida; Malpighiales; Euphorbiaceae. The record is from RefSeq and is a predicted model, not a curated record. Gene Ontology annotation, molecular function: nucleic acid binding. The transcript is spliced from 5 exons. Bases 1 to 1167 code for a protein of 388 amino acids.
AUGAUUCAAGAGACUCUGCAAUCAGCUCUUCCAUGUGCUAUUUCUUCUGCUUUUUCUGUUGCCGGGUUAUCAUGUAAAGGAAUCAAAUGGUUUCUUGAUUCAGCUGCCUUUAAUCACAUGUCUGGACAAAAACAUGUUUUUUCAAAACUUAAACCUUAUCAUUUAAUACAAACCAUUGUUACUGCUAAUGGAAGAGAAUUACCAAUUGAAGGGAUUGGCACUAUAUGUCUGACCGAUAAAUCCAAAAAUUCUAUUUGUUUGCCCAAUGACCUUCGAACUGGUCAAGUGAUCAUGAAGGGGCAUAAACAAGGACGCUUGUUUCAUCUAGAUUUGGUAAAUGAAAAGAGUUUUCCAACAUAUCUUACAGUCUCAUUCUACACUUCAACUGCUAAUAAUACUUGGAAUCUAUGGCAUCGUCGUCUUGGUCAUCCGCAUGCUAGUAGUUGUGUUAUUGGAAAAUUUGCAAAGUUACCUUUUGCUUCCAGUACUACGGAAGUUAAUGAACCUUUUUAUCUUAUACACUGUGAUUUAUGGGGUCCUUCACUUGUUUUGUCAGACUUGGAUAUAAGAAUUGUAACUCAACAAUCUUGUCCUGGGACACCAGAACAGAAUGGAGUAGUAGAACAACAAAAUCGCCAUGUUGUGGAAAUUGCUAGAACUCUUUUACUUGAAUCUUGUGUUCCUCCUCAAUUUUUGGUCGAAGCAGUGCAUACUGCAGUUCAUCUUAUCAAUCGCCAAACCACUUCCACACUAGGAAAUCAGUCUCCAUAUUAUUCUCUUUAUCAUAAGUCUCCAGAUUAUUGGCAUCUUCGUAUCUUUGGUUGUGUGUGCUUUGUCUUGAUUUCUCCACAUGAACGAAAUAAGCUGACUGCAAAGGCUUCCAAAUGUGUUUUUCUUGGUUAUAGUAAUACUCCAAAAGGCUAUGUUUGUUAUGAUUUUCAAAAUAAAAGAAUGCGUGUCUCUCGUCAUGCAUCAGACCAAACAUGUUGGAGAAAAGCCAUGGAAGACGAACUUGAGGCAUUGGAUGAAAAUCAUACAUGGGAUUUAGUUCCUCAACCAUCAAACACUUCUGUGAUAGGAAGCAAAUGGGUUUAUACUAUUAAGGUUAAAGCUGAUGGUACCUUAGAUAGAUAUAAAGCUCGUUUAGUGGCCCAAGGCUAUAAAUAG